UUCUUAGCGGGAAGUUAAAAAUGAACGUGUUACUGAAAGCUAAUGCGAAUAUCAACGCGGAGAUUGGCCGAGAAAUGUUUAUUAAACUCUUUAAAGACCCAAAGCUGGUGUCCCGAUUUCGGGGACAAAAUUUCGCUGAUAACGUUCGCUAUUAUCUACCAAAAUAAUUUUCUAACGGAAUACUUGUCAGGUCAGGCGGAUUUAAGUGUGCGUACAAUAAGUUGCACGAACAAAACAUUACCUAUGUACGCCAUUGAAAGGGACUAUUGUGACAUUGCACCCUUCAUGAUUCGCUUUGAUGAUCCUGAUUUGGUGAAUCAUCGCGAUGAUGAUGGAGUGCCGGUGACUCAUUAUCUUUUAGACCCGAAAAAAUUUAGAGGUUAUAGGUACGAUUCAAAAGAAAAUGGGCAAGUAAGGGGGAUGGAGCAGGGCUUAGCUGUAAUGUCUUUUUUAGAAGCCGGGGCUGACAAGUACGCGUUAAUUAACAAUGAUCCUUCGACGUUUUUGGUAAACAUGGCGGCUUAUAGAAGUUGCAGUAAUAUAUUGCGGUAUUUGUUGCCUGAGUACACUUACAUGUCUUUGUCCAAGGCUUUGUAUUAUGCGACGCUGCCAGUUGAUGAAAAUUCGGAGAAUUAUUUGCGCAUUAAUGACGUGCAUGUUGGUCAUCAAAACACAGAGCAGUUUAGGGAAAUGCUUCGGCAACAAAGAAGGGAUUGUUCGCAGUUAAUUCUUCAGGAUUUGAUUAAUAGGAGGACUUUUGGGCUGCCUGUUCUUAAAGAUGAAAUUAAAUUAAUGGAUGAAUUGGCUCUCUGUGAUAAAGAUGUUAGGACAUUUGUUCAUAGUUAUCAAAGUGAUUUUAUUGAUGGGAGGUUAAAGAGAGAUUGUAUUGAACUCAGUGAUAAAAUUAUGAGCUUGUAUGAUUUUUUGGUUCAAGCUUUUGAUGAUAAAAAAUUUAGAUUAUUGGUUAGGGAUGAGGAUUUAUUGGAGAGGUAUAAUUAUUUUUUGGGUGGGUAUCGAGAGACUAAAUAUUGUUAUUUUAAGUGUAUGAUCUCCAAGAGAAUUAAAUUUUGUCGGAGACAAUCAGAACUUUUGAAAAAAUUAGAUAAAGUAUCCAAGCUCAGAGAAGCUGUACCGCUGCCAUAUGCGUUAAUUUAUAUAUAUUGUUGAGUUUUUGAAUAAUGAUGAUUUGGAAAAUUUUAUUAACGCGUUUGGAGAUAUAUAGUGUUUUUUUUUU
This is a messenger RNA of Cotesia glomerata, 1234 nucleotides long. RefSeq lists its product as uncharacterized. The coding region runs from base 43 to 1167 and encodes 374 amino acids. The record is from RefSeq and is a predicted model, not a curated record. The transcript is spliced from 2 exons. NCBI's taxonomy places the organism in Eukaryota, Metazoa, Arthropoda, Insecta, Hymenoptera, Braconidae.